AUGAGGCGGAAAUACGGCUUCGCACAACAACCCUUCGCGCAGUUUUGGAGAUAUCGCGCCUCGACCGAGCGCGUCUCUUCACCAUACUUCAUUCCUUCACCACUUCAUCUUCCUGAGAAAAUGGCUUCGAGCGUAGAUGCCAAACUCCUGAAAAGGACGAAGUUUCCUCCUGAAUUCAAUAAGAAGGUUGAUAUGAGCAAAGUCAAUGUUGAGGUUCUGAAGACAUGGAUCGCUAGUGAAAUUUCCAAAAUCCUAGGCAAUGAGGAUGAUGUUGUUAUUGAGCUCUGUUUUGCCCAUCUGGAGGGACAACGCUACCCUGAUAUUAAGUCCCUUCAAAUCCAGCUUACUGGAUUCCUGGACAAGGAUACCCCCAAGUUCUGCCAAAAGCUGUGGUCAUUGUGUUUGAGUGGCCAAGAUAAUCCCCAGGGUGUCCCGAAGGAGCUCUUGGAGGCCAAAAAGCUUGAGCUCAUGCAAGAGAAGCUCGAUGCCGAGAAAGCAACCGAGGCAAUCCAACGCCAGAGAGAACAAGAUCAAAACCGCGAGCGAGACCUGGAUAAUGUGAGACGCCGAGAGCGAUCAGACCGCGCACGCGGAGGUCGUGGCGGUGACCGUGGAGGCCGAUUCGGAGGACGAGACUUCGACCGACCUCCCAGAGAUCAUGACCGCAGCCGUGACCGAUUCCGCGAGCCUGCACCCCGACGUGACUUCGACUCUUAUGUGCCGCGUGGUGGUCAGCGUGGACGCCGCCUAUCUACAAGCUCUUCCCAUGGUCAAUCGCAGGCCCCGAACCAAUCAUCACCCCCACGCCAACGUCGCGACGACCCCCGCCACAGGCCUCGUGGACGUCGUGCCCGUUCCCCAAGCGACGCAAUCUCUCCCGAGCAACGCAACCGCGGAGGAUAUGGAAGACGCAGCAGCCCGGAUUACGGUGACCGUGUUAAGAGCAGAUCCAUUUCCCGCAGCCGUUCCCCGCGCUCACGUUCCCCCAGAGGAGACCGCCGCCGUCAAAGCUCCGUUUCUCCCGCCCGUGGCAGCUCACCCUCGCGCUCCCGCCGCUCUUUUGGACGCUAUGGCCGUGACCGAGACUUUGGGCGCCUGAGCCCCAGCCCUGACUACACUCUCGGCGUCCGUGACCGUGAAGAGAAUCGUCGACCCCGCAGCCCCAGCGGUGGUCGUAGCCGCAGCCGCAGCCCCAAGCGUGAAAAUGAGGGCAAGCGUCGCGGCUCUAUGGCAAGCCCCAAUCCUGAUGAGAAGAGACAGAAGAUGGCUGAUGACAGUGAAGUGAACAAGGCCCAGCAGGCCAAACCUCCAGUCAAUACGCGCAAUCCCAAAAGCAAAGUGAUCGCGAAAGCGGUCCGAGCUCGGAUCGAGGCCAUCCGUCGUGAAGCCGGAAAGCUGGUGACUGCUUCAAAGCCAAAGCCAAAGCAGAAGUAA
This is a messenger RNA of Penicillium paradoxum, 1434 nucleotides long. RefSeq names its product PWI domain-containing protein. Gene Ontology annotation, biological process: mRNA processing; regulation of mRNA splicing, via spliceosome. Gene Ontology annotation, cellular component: spliceosomal complex. The coding region runs from base 1 to 1434 and encodes 477 amino acids. NCBI's taxonomy places the organism in Eukaryota, Fungi, Ascomycota, Eurotiomycetes, Eurotiales, Aspergillaceae. The transcript is spliced from 5 exons. Gene Ontology annotation, molecular function: RNA binding. The record is from RefSeq and is a predicted model, not a curated record.